AUGGUGAGCAAAGAGCCAAACCACCUGCUUAGAGCCCAAACCAAUGGCAAGAGCACCUUGGCAGACAAGCUACCUGGGACGAUGACUGUGCGCUCAGUACUGCUCAAUCGAGACUCCCCAGAUAUUGAGAGCCGCCUGAAGCGGCGUCGCAACCGUACCCACCAGGUCCGCUUCAAAGAUCUGGAGGAUGGCAGCAGCAGCAGUGGCAACAGUGGAACAGGAGAAAACAAUAGCCAUCAAAAGCCUGCCGCAGACUGUGACAGCCCACAUCCUCUUCGUAAACACAGCAGCAGAUCCCCACAGCCAUGGACCGACAGGGAUGGGCCACGGACUGGUGGCCUACCUGGCCAAACCUCUGUGGUUGGGGCUGUGCGUGGGGACAUGGCAAGUACUAUAGAAGUGGUGGCUGCUUUUUUAGCCAGGGCCCCUCCUCAUCCACUGACGCCGGGCCCUACACGUCGAUGCUGGGCACCACCACAGACUAACUCAUUAACCUUGCCAAUGACUCGCAGGUCCAGUACAAGCACCAGCACAGCCAUCCAGACCUCCCCAUGCCUGAAAAAGCCACAGUCCCUCUCUUCCACCAACACACGUAGCCACAGCCUCGGGGACUCGGUUGGCGUAGAUGGGGAUGACGAACAUGACUCUCAAGAUGAGUAUCAUACGCACAACCAUGUGCCUGGGUCCAGAGACCUGAAUGGUCCUCCUGGGCCUGGUGAUAGAACUGUUGUGGAACGGAGGUCUAAAGCCUCCAGGACAGACAUUAAAUCAGCUGUUAGUGUGGUUAAAAACUCAAGGCACAGCUGUCCCCCUUCAGUCUUUCAUAGCACUGAGCCAUGUCACUGUUCCUCUGUGUCCCUCCGCGAUGGCCCAAAGCGGCAAGGAAGCAGCACUCCGUCAGUGGUCAGGAGGAGAAAGCGGCUAAAUCGGACAACGAGUGAUCCUGGAAAGGAGGUGCACUUCUGUACCAUUCCCACUCAGACUGAAAGCCCUACUCCAUCUCUGUCUCUUUCAAAUACCAAACUCUGCACCACUCAAGUUCAAACUGAGAGCCCUCCCUCACCUCAAAAAUCAAAGUAUUCCACGGCCCAAAGUCAAACUGACAGUCACCACAAGUCUCUACCUUUGAGUGACAAACAAUGCACAAACCAAAAUCAAAUUAGUAACACUUGUCUGGCCCUACCUGCCAAUGUUGAGCUGUGUACCACUCAAAUACAAACAGACUCUCCCCGUCACUCUAUUGAAAAUAAUCAACCCUCCACUACCCAGACACAAACUCACAGCCCUCCUACAUCCCCUCCUCCGACAGUAUCACCCAGCUCAGUGCAAAUUCUAUCUGAGAGUCUUGUAUCCCCAACUGUGACUCAAGACCCUCCCACAACCCAAAUAACUACUGUGCCUUACUCUACCUCUCCCCCACCUCCAAGUGCACCAACACAGACUCCUGAACACCAGGCCAUGCCACCAUGCUCCCCUCCAGCCAAGCCAGUUUGCACGACCCCAUCUCUGCCCAUAGCACUGUCCAUUCCUCACUCCACUUCCAACCCGACUAUUAUUCAAAACCCAAUCCCCUAUCAUACAGUCGUGUCAACACCAACAACCCCUAGCACUCCUGUUGUAAGCUCCAGUCCUUCCUCAACUGCUCCACCAUGCCCCCCUCAAAAGUGCACCUCUCCUGUCCCAAUAGUAUCAGCUGCUUCCUUAACCUGCUCCACCCUUACCCCAAGUACAACCCAGAACAGUACUCCCUUUGACCCUACCAGACAUCUAACCACUGCUCCAAACUUAACACAUCAAGCACCACACAAUUCAUCAAACACAACAACCCCUGCUAAUUUAACACCCUGUACAUUUGUAACCCAAACUGCUAUGUCUUGCACCUCCAUAUCAUAUUACACUACCACACAUCCAGGUGGUCCUCAUGCCCCUCACCCAAAUUCUACAUCACCUUCUUAUGCGACUCUCAUACAAACUGUAUCUCAUUGCAAUAUACCAUGUCAAGCUCUGCAAAAUGCUUCCUCAGUCAACACAGGCAUAACCCCCUACUCUUCUCCCAUGCCCAACCUAAAAUCGUGCACUUCUCCACCUCCACUUGUAAAAACAUAUGCAUCCACUCUUCCAAAUGCACAACCAUGUGCAACACCAACUAAAGCUGUUCCUCUGUACUCUUCCACAUUUCGUGCUGCACCACCGUACACCCCCCCCUCUCAGGCCCCCAACAAUGCUCAGGAUAAAAGGGGCAUUCGACUUCCCCCUCCUCCCCCACCACCUCCACCCUACACGCCUCGUAAAAAGGGAAAUGAUCCACCAGGUCCUGGUAUCCGAACACCCAUGCUCAGGGCAGACAGCAAGGCCAAUGUGAAAGAUAAAGACAGUGGGAAGGAGAAAAAGGAGGAUAAAAAAUCUCUCUGA
Molecule: messenger RNA, 2412 nt
Organism: Paralichthys olivaceus (Japanese flounder)
Lineage: Eukaryota; Metazoa; Chordata; Actinopteri; Pleuronectiformes; Paralichthyidae
Source: RefSeq, a predicted model, not a curated record